This is a messenger RNA of Aspergillus pseudonomiae, 1411 nucleotides long. RefSeq names its product PEX11 family protein. Bases 326 to 1033 code for a protein of 235 amino acids. The record is from RefSeq and is a predicted model, not a curated record. Gene Ontology annotation, cellular component: peroxisomal membrane. The transcript is spliced from 3 exons. NCBI's taxonomy places the organism in Eukaryota, Fungi, Ascomycota, Eurotiomycetes, Eurotiales, Aspergillaceae. Gene Ontology annotation, biological process: peroxisome fission; regulation of peroxisome size.
AGGUUGAGGGUCAAUGCCCGACGCCAGUUCCUCCAGCCGCUUUCCCCGGAGAUUCAAUUACCGACCACCUUCCAUUAAACUCUCCCAUAUCACGCCAACGCCGCGGCUGCCAUCCCUUUUCCUUCUCCUUCUUCUGCAUCCUGGCUGUGAAGUGCCGUUUCCUGUCUCUCGACAUUUAUAAAGCUACCAGCUGGUCUGUGGUUAUCGCUGCCGUCAUACCCCUCUCUUCCACAUCCACAACACACCGGAACACAUCUUCCGGCUUUUAACGAUACCAAAGACACCAUCCGUGCGAUCGUUUUAAUAUAUAAAAUUCUCUGCCAAUAUGGUCGCUGACGCUUUGGCUUAUCAUCCUACCUUGGCGCACUACUUGCGCUUUGUUGCUACGACUGUGGGUCGUGACAAAAUCCUUCGUACGCUGCAAUACUUCUCACGCUUUUAUGCCUGGUACCUGUAUCGCACAAACCGCCCGCAGUCUUCUAUCGACCCCUACAAUGCAAUUAAGAAGCAGUUCGGUACGACAAGAAAGAUUCUGAGGAUCGGAAAGUUUGCCGAGCACCUCAAGGCAGCAGCUGUCGCUGCAGACAACAAGAGCCCCAUCGACCCUGUUCUCCGCUAUCUAGCUGUCGGUCGCCAGCUCGGUUACGCCGGAUAUCUGACUUUGGAUACUAUCACCGUUGUUGACGUUAUCGGCUUCCGGAAACUUGCUGCGGCUAAGCGCCUGCAGGAUACCGCCUAUCGGUCAUGGUUGGCUGGAUUAAUUUGCAGCGCUAUUGCUAGUGCCUACUCCCUUUGGAGACUGCGGGAGAAGGAGAGGACCCUUGACCGCACCGAAGGCGAAGGCGUCGUGGAGGCAAAGAAGCUUGAGAAGGAACGUUCCGCUGCCCGCACCCAGCUCUUCUCGGACCUAUGCGACUUGACCAUUCCUGUUUCCGGUCUGGGCCUCGCCAACCUCGACGACGGAAUUGUUGGUAUCGGAGGUACAGUCAGCAGUUUGCUAGGCGUGGUAUCUCAGUGGCGGAAGACCGCAUGAGCGGAUAAAGUCAGGGGAUUUCUGAUUGAAUUCCAUGAGGCUGACAGCAUAUGGCAUUGAUCUAUCCGUUGAUGUCUACGUUGAGGGGGCGUUGUGUAUUUCUUACACUUCAUCGAACCCCAGCCUCAGAAUAAGAGUUAUGGUGUAUAGGUCUAAGUGGAUCAAGAUUUAGGCGAACGCUUGUGUGGAAGGAUUCGACAAGGGAGACGCGAUCUAGUAGUCUUCGGUUUUCAUGAACAUAUUAUGUACCUUAAGAGUUUAUUAUAUCUGUUUAACAUGGUUUUUUUUUUCAGUAGUUCUUCCUACUGUGAGUAGCAUAUUUCAAUCUUUAGGAAAUAUGUGUUUAUAUUUAUGAAUUCAUAUAAAAUUUUGAAUUAA